UUGUUUUUCACAGGCUACGGCGGUGGACGAGGUCGUGGCGGAGGUGGGGGAUUUUUGCCGAAACGCCCUGAACCGCCAAGAGGUGAUAUCAGCAGCGUUGAAGUUUACGCCCCAUUAGAAAUUAUCAAGUCAGCAGAAAUAUGGGAAGACAUGAAUACGAUGAGCGUAGUAAGUAUUAUAUAUUUAUAUUCUGAUCUUGACAUAUCAGCCGUUACGUUUCUCUAUUUCAAAUUUUAAUU
Soboliphyme baturini is the source of this 239-nucleotide messenger RNA. NCBI's taxonomy places the organism in Eukaryota, Metazoa, Nematoda, Enoplea, Dioctophymatida, Soboliphymatidae. The record is from the annotation of a GenBank genome assembly.